AUGGAAAAAUCGGAAGCUGCAAGGGUUACAGGUGCUCAUUGGGCAUCUUUAAGGUCCAAACCAGAGCUUAUAGUGAUAGAGGAUGAUGAGAUAGCUGAUGCAGAUGCGAAUGAUGAUAUCCAAGAGAUCAAAACGCGAUCUGUCUCACCACCACACAAGAAACAACGGCUACCGGAAACCAAUGUCAAAACAGAAACUAUCACAUCCCCUAUAUCUCUGUUUUCAACAGAAUUAUCCAAUCGCCAGGACAACCGAGAUUGCCUGGACUUCAAAGACUUUGUUGCCCAUCCUGAUCUGGUUAAAACCUACCAGUUCAACUUCAUGAUAGAUAUUGAAUUUCUGUUCGAGUCUCUUGGGCGAAACCUGGGGAAGUGCGAAGUUUGCUUGGUUACUAGCUUGAAGAGUUUAGUAAUGGAUGCCGAACUCUUCACUCAGUUGAAAGUCACAACGUGCGAUGUGAAAAUGGCAAGGUACGGAACUCAUCAUACAAAAAUGAUGAUCAAUUUCUUCAGAGACGGAACGCUACAGAUCGUUAUUCAUACCGCAAAUCUCACGUAUGCCCAGUUCAACUACAAUGCUCAAACCCUCUGGAAAAGCCCGAUUUUGAAAAAACGCUCUGAGACUCGAAGUACCAAUUUCAAAGCUGAUUUGACUAGGUAUCUGCGCAGUUAUCAUCUUGAGAAAAUGGAUGAGCUCAGCGAGAUACUUGCAGAAUAUGAUUUCAGCGAGAUUUCUGCAGAGUUUAUAAGCUCGUCUCCAGGGGACUAUGUGCUGGAUCUGGAUCAUCCAGGCGAGACUCUUUCAGGUUAUGGAAAACUGUAUCAGGUGUUGAAUGCGAAUAACCUGAUUCCGCAAGAUCAUCAGAAACAUCUCAAGGUGGUUGCCCAAAUAUCCACGAUAGCAAGUCCAUAUGAGCUUUCUAGAAACAUAUUUCUUCAUUUACUUGCACCCAUGGUGAAUGGCUCGACGUUUCCACUGAGUGAUGGUGCUCUUGCCGUGUUUGAUUCCGGUAAACAGGACAACUACGAUGCAAUCGUUGUCUUCCCAACCGACGAAGAAGUCAAGAACUGUGCUUCUGGAGAAUUGGCAGGUGCAGCAAUCCUGUAUCAGCCCUAUCCAAAAUAUUACAACCCUAACUUGGAGGGUCAUAGAAAGGCUCUGAAGAGAGCAUUCCACAGAUGGAUAUCCAAAGUGGAGACUGGUAGAGAGAAAUUUCCCCCGCAUUGCAAGACUUACUGUGCUACCGAUGAUGAUUACGCAACCCUUAAAUGGGUUCUGAUGACGAGUUCCAAUCUUUCGAAGCAAGCGUGGGGAUGUCCUGGGAAAAAUCUGUCGCCAGACUCUCGAGUCCAGAAGUACAAGAUCCAGUCGUUUGAGGCUGGUGUGUUGCUACAUUCUGGUCAAUUUGGCGGCUUGCCCCUUGUUCCAGAAUACGUUAGCAACACAAGCAAUAAGAACAAUAGUGUUCCAAUUAGACUGCCAUUUUCACUACCCCCGGUGAGAUAUACUGCGAAAGAUAAGCCUUGGUGUAUUUGA
Messenger RNA from Kuraishia capsulata CBS 1993, 1536 nucleotides. RefSeq lists its product as uncharacterized. Bases 1 to 1536 code for a protein of 511 amino acids. NCBI's taxonomy places the organism in Eukaryota, Fungi, Ascomycota, Pichiomycetes, Pichiales, Pichiaceae. The record is from RefSeq and is a predicted model, not a curated record. The transcript has a single exon. Gene Ontology annotation, molecular function: 3'-tyrosyl-DNA phosphodiesterase activity; single-stranded DNA binding; double-stranded DNA binding. Gene Ontology annotation, biological process: single strand break repair; double-strand break repair. Gene Ontology annotation, cellular component: nucleus.